GACCUUGACAAGAGGCUGUGUCAUGCUCGCAAGACAUGGGUGGAGGCAAAGGAGAAGGACAUUGUCUUUGGCAAGGACCAGAAGUGGGCGGAUGUCGAGGCGGACGAGACGACCUUCGAUCGCAUGGACCUUGGUAACAAAGCCCCUGACCCCAAGAACCCGGUCGUUUGGGAGCAGUGGUGUGGCAUAGUCCAACGUGGCCACCCGGAGACACUUGUCUUGAGCAGGCUGUCCCCCAGGGAGUCGGCCAAGAGAGCUCCCGGGCCUGGCGCCAUCAGAAAGGUGGAAUGGACUCCUUUGGCAAAGAAGUGGUUGCAGGACAAGAAGGUGAUCCUGCACACUGACUCGGCCAAGAGCUACAAGACCAGGGUGCCUGGGGUGCUCCACGACAAGGUGGUCCACGGGAAGAAGCGGGUCAAAGUCAAGGGUCAGUGGAAGUGGAAGUCUGGGACACAGGUGGUUGAUCGGGCCUGGAAGUUUUUGAAGGACAGGUUGACCAUCAACCAGAAUGCGAAGGUAGGGUCUUCUUUGUUACGAGCAAAGCUUCGUUCUGCACAGUAUCAGUACUGGUAUAGGAACCAGGAUAUGUGGGUUGCAUCUGGGACACUGUGCGAAUGGUUGAUGACUAAGUUCAUCAAAAAGCCAUCCCAGUGA
Molecule: messenger RNA, 654 nt
Organism: Effrenium voratum
Lineage: Eukaryota; Dinophyceae; Suessiales; Symbiodiniaceae
Source: the annotation of a GenBank genome assembly